AUGCCUCAAAUUCCCAAGAAAAAAGAAGAAAAGAAGCCCGAUAACGACGAUGAUGACGGGCCAGAUAAUCCAAAAGUCACUCUUGAAAAUAUGGAAUUGUGGGAUAGCUUUCAUCAAUUUGGCACGGAAAUGGUCAUCACAAAAACUGGAAGGAGGAUGUUCCCAUCUUACAAGACGAAAGUAUCCGGCCUCAACCCAAAAGCCAAGUACUGCAUGCUAAUGGAUAUCGCCGCCGCCGACGAGCCGAGCCUCUCCCGACGUUACAAAUAUCACAAUACACGGUGGAUGGUGGCGGGCAAAGCUGAUCCUGAGCUUCCAAAGCGCAUGUAUGUGCACCCAGACUCGCCGGCUACCGGAGAGCAGUGGAUGAACAGGCCAUGCAUUUCCUUUCAUAAGCUCAAGCUGACCAACAACAUCACUGAUCCACACGGACAUACAAUCCUCAACUCGAUGCACAAGUAUCAGCCUCGCUUUCACAUCGUCAGAUGCAACGACCUGAGCCGAAUCCACAUGACAACCUUCCGAACGUACAUUUUCAAGGAGACCCAAUUCAUCGCCGUGACUGCCUACCAGAAUGAAAAGAUCACACAACUCAAGAUUGACCACAACCCUUUUGCGAAAGGUUUUCGCGAUGCGGGAGCAGGAAAACGUGAAAAGAGACGCCUCCCGCUUGAUUCAACUGGAUCAGAGCAGUCGAAUGGUUCCGAUUCUCCACCAGCCAAGGCUCAUUGCGGGCCAGACAGGGCAGUGAUGACGACUCAGGCAGUCUCACCCAGUUCAGCUGCUGCCGGUCUCGGAUUACUCAACAAUCCUCACCACAUGUUCCCUCACAUGAUGCACCAUUCGCAUCCAUUGAUGCCACAUGCUCCUGUUCCGCAUUAUCCGCCAGCAUCGUGGGCCAAUUUGACAACACCUACAUCAUUGCCAACGUUACCAAUCCCAACAAAAUCGACGAGCCCGUCUCAAAUCGUCCCGUCAGUUUCAUUGCCUAAACCAGAAAGUCCAAAGCCUACUUCUGUCGAGGAAGAAAAGGUCGAGCCAGAAAACGAUGACAGCACCGUGCCAAGAGCAGAGAGUGGAGACGAGGCUGUAAAAACCGAGGCGGAAGAGAGAAAAGAUGUUAAAACUGAGUCUCCAGCAGCGACGCCGACCCCCGUUGAAAUCAAGGAGGAAGAGGCGGACAAAGAAAGCAAACGAAGCUCGUCCCGUGUGCCAUCCCCAGUGGUGGCUACCACACCCCAGCCAGUUGUCUCGACGCCAUUGGUUCAUCCAGCUCUUCAUGGUAUUAGCUCGUUGCUGAACAAUGGGCUUGGGCACACAGCUUCCGUCCUUCAACAACAAAUUCUUGCCGCGCAAACUCAACUCGCGCAGCAACACCAAGCCGCCCAAGCGCAGAUCGCUCAACUUCAAUCCGCACUCGCCUUGGCCCAGCAGAGUUCUCUUCUGCAAAACAACCUGCUCAACCAAAUUCCAGCGAGCAUUUCCGGACCAAACGCAGCGGCCCAGGCGCAGGCAGCGUCAAUCCUCGCCACUGCACAAGCCCAAGCACUUCAACAGAAACAGGCUCAAGCACAAACUGCCCUCCAAAAUCCGCUGCUGACGUCGCUAGGAUUGGCCGGUCUCGCGAAGCCGACGCCACCGCCCGCCCAAGUCGCGGCUGAGAAGAUUUACCGAGACGCUAUGGUCAGUAGAGGUCUUCAACUGCCUAACCCCGACGUUCUGAAACAACUCUCUCUGCUCAGGCAGCAGCAGCAACAAUAA
Oikopleura dioica is the source of this 1761-nucleotide messenger RNA. Lineage: Eukaryota; Metazoa; Chordata; Appendicularia; Copelata; Oikopleuridae. The record is from the annotation of a GenBank genome assembly.